Messenger RNA from Achroia grisella, 1331 nucleotides. RefSeq lists its product as uncharacterized. The coding region runs from base 221 to 1330 and encodes 369 amino acids. NCBI's taxonomy places the organism in Eukaryota, Metazoa, Arthropoda, Insecta, Lepidoptera, Pyralidae. The record is from RefSeq and is a predicted model, not a curated record. The transcript has 2 exons.
UUGUAUUUUGUGACUUUUUAUUGUUUUUAGCAAAAUUAAAUUAAUAGUUUUAAAAAAUAUAUUUUAAACUAUUAUUUACUGAAACAGUAUAAAUUCCUAAGCACAAUUUUCUUUUUAAACAAGUCUUCCAAUAAUCAAGAAAUAUAUCUUCAGUAAACAAUUGUUGUGUAAUGUUAAUUACAGCUUUAACAAUUUAUAGGUGUUACUUAUUCAUGAUCUCAUGAAUGUAUUUACAAUGUAUUUAGUGACAGGUUCUAAUUUGUUCGGACAGUGGCCUUCUUUCAGUUCUGUAAUUAGUCAAUUUCAAAAUAUAAAUAUGUGUGGUUUAAAAGAAAUCCCAUUCGAUGUUGCCUCGGCCGAAUUACUUGAAGCAAAUUGGUCUUACAAUAUUUUUCAAAGUGAUGAAGGGUUUUUCAUAUCUGGUGCUUGGUAUGGGAAUGAAAAUGAAUAUAAGAAACUGCUAUUACCCGAGGACUGUGAAGGUUCUGGAUCUAAGGACCUCAGUAUUACAGGCUGUGACUAUAACUUAAUCAUAAUAAGUGGACGACACUUAACAUUAUGGGUAAUUGAUUUAGAGAAUGAGAAAAAUGUUAAAAAAUUAAAAUUUAAUGAAACACCUUUAGAAAGUAGUCUGAAAAAGGUCAGAAGAGAUUUUGGUGUAAAGAGAGUUAUGAAAACAAACAACUUGUUUGUUUGUUUAACUGAUGAAGGUCUGUUAUAUUGUGGUAUUCCUCCGAUUUUAUUAGAGACUAGUGAUUGUGUAGGUAAAAUAUGUGAUAUACAAUGUGGUUAUGAACAUUUCAUGCUUCUUACUGAUGCUGGUAGAGUGUACACCUGGGGCAAUGGUAGGAGGUUACAGUUAGGUCACGGAGAUUUAGAGAGUUUGGAUUUACCAACUGAAGUGGAAGCAUUAGCUGGAAUAAAAAUUAUAAAAAUCAGUGCUGGUGGAUGGCAUUCAUUAGCUCUCAGUGAACAUGGAGAUCUCUAUGCAUGGGGCUGGAAUGAUACUGGUCAGUUGGGCAUAAAGAAUGAUGAAAAGGAACAAGGCAAUAUAAAAAGCUAUGCAUUGCCAACAGUGGUAGAUAUUUAUGAUGAUGACAAUGAACAAAUCAAUUUAAAUGUUACAAAUAUGGCAUGUGGCUCUAGACAUACAGCACUAACACUUGAAGAUAAUACAGUGUGGACCACAGGAAACAACAAAUAUGGACAACUAGGUUUUCCAAUACAAAAUUAUGAUACAGUUUACUAUUUUAAAAAAUCUUACCAAUCCACCUGCAAUGUUGAACUAACUUGUGGGCCAUGGUGUACAGUAUUGAAAUUAAAAUGUUAAU